Trematomus bernacchii (emerald rockcod) is the source of this 2113-nucleotide messenger RNA. RefSeq names its product glutamic pyruvate transaminase (alanine aminotransferase) 2 (gene gpt2). The transcript is spliced from 11 exons. NCBI's taxonomy places the organism in Eukaryota, Metazoa, Chordata, Actinopteri, Perciformes, Nototheniidae. Gene Ontology annotation, molecular function: L-alanine:2-oxoglutarate transaminase activity; pyridoxal phosphate binding. Gene Ontology annotation, biological process: biosynthetic process. Bases 47 to 1759 code for a protein of 570 amino acids. The record is from RefSeq and is a predicted model, not a curated record.
CGCUGCUAACGGCUCCAGCUGGUAGAUGCACCGACCCUGAGGAAACAUGCUCCGUCUGAGAGACGUCGUACAGCGGUCUGUUCCCCCUCGGAACUCCCCGCUUUAUUCCGGUUUAUGGCAGCGGGCUGGAUAUAAAACGCAGCCCGGGCCUCAGGUUACCAAGCAGCCCGGGCUAAAGCGCUUCAGCACGGCCGAAGCAACCGUGCAGACCGGAGCUGGACACCCAUGCCGGAUGCGAGAGAAGAGCCUGACCAUGGCGAGCCUGAGCCCGCAGGUGAAGGCGGUGGAGUACGCUGUGAGAGGGCCCAUCGUUAUCAGGGCGGGGGACAUCGAGAAGAGGCUGCAGCAGGGAGGGAACGAGUCUUUCACUGAGGUCAUCAAAGCCAACAUCGGGGAUGCUCAUGCCAUGGGUCAGCAGCCAAUCACUUUCCUCCGUCAGGUGGUGGCUCUGUGUUGUUACCCUGAGCUGCUGCAGAGUCCCUCCUUCCCUGAAGACGCCAAGCAACGCGCCCAGCGCAUCCUGCAGGGCUGUGGAGGGCAGAGCCUCGGCUCGUACAGUGCCAGUCAGGGGGUGGAGUGCAUCCGUCAGCAUGUAGCUGAGUUCAUCACAGAGAGAGACCAGGGCGUCCCCUCCGACUGGAACAACAUCUACCUCACCACAGGGGCCAGUGACGGCAUCAUGAGCAUCCUGAAGCUGCUGGUGUCGGGGGAGGGCAGCGGCAGGACGGGGGUGCUGAUCCCCAUCCCUCAGUACCCGCUGUACUCCGCUGCCCUCUCAGAGCUGGACGCCGUGCACAUCCACUACUACCUGGACGAGGACAGCUGCUGGGCCCUGGACAUAGAGGAGCUGCAGAGAGCGUAUCUGAGCGCCAAGCAGCUCUGUACCCCCCGGGCACUCUGCAUCAUCAACCCCGGGAACCCCACCGGCCAGGUGCAGAGUAAAAAGUGUAUCGAGGAGGUGCUGCACUUCGCCUAUGAGGAGAAUCUGUUCGUCAUGGCUGAUGAGGUGUACCAGGACAACGUGUACUCAGCAGACUGUCACUUCCACUCCUUCAAGAAGGUCCUGUAUGAGAUGGGCCCUGAGUACUUCAACAACGUGGAGCUGGUGUCCUUCCACUCCACCUCCAAGGGCUACACCGGAGAGUGUGGUUUCCGUGGAGGCUACAUGGAGGUGCUGAACAUGGACCCCCAGGUGAAGGAGCAGCUGGUCAAACUGCUGUCUGUACGCCUCUGCCCCCCCGUCCCGGGACAGGCAGCCAUGGACGUCAUCGUAAACCCCCCCAGAGAGCACGAGCCCUCGUACGCUCAGUUCAUCAAGGAGAAGAGCUCGGUCCUGGACGUCCUGGCUCAGAAGGCCCGGCUGACGGAGCAGAUCCUGAACUCUGUUCCUGGGAUUAAAUGCAACCCGGUCCAAGGAGCCAUGUACGCCUUCCCUCGGAUAUUCAUUCCCCCCCGAGCCAUUCAGGAAGCCAAGGCCCGCUCCAUGGCUCCUGACAUGCUGUACUGUCUGAAGCUGCUGGAGGAGACAGGGAUCUGCGUGGUUCCAGGAAGUGGCUUCGGCCAGAGGGAGGGGACGUAUCACUUCAGAAUGACCAUCCUGCCGAGCCCAGAGAAGCUCACGGUCCUCCUCGGGAAGCUGAAGGAGUUCCACCUGCGGUUCCUGGAGGAGUAUUCCCAGGAGGGAGCUCAGAGCAGCAGCCUUCACAGAGAGGAGGGGGUUCAGAGCAGCAGCCUUCACAGAGAGGAGGGGGCUCACUGAGGCUCAGACUGAGAGUGUCACCUUAUUAUUGCUUUGGGUUUGAACUUGUGUUACAGAAAUACUGUGCCUUCUCCUCAGAUGAUGAUUGAAGGGCCACAUGAUCCUCUACCAGAUAAAGACAACACAGAACAGUGACUGAUCUCCCAGAGUGCAUCAUGCUCUCAGUGCUUUCUACCAUCUGCUCUGUCCAUCCACACUCAUCUAAUGAUGCUGAGCCGAGCACCUCAAACAUCAGGUUAUGAAAUGCUAUGCGAAUGAGGAGUUGUAUGCCUCUAUUAAAGUGCAGCUUCAAAGUUUUUCAAAAGUAAUUGAUUGUUUUUUUGUUUGUUUUGCUAUUGUCCUAUAAUAUUAAAG